UGGCAAGGUCUGGAUGGCGCUCAUAGUCACACUAUGAAGAGGUUUGUUGUGGUCAUUCUCUGCCUGUUCUUGGCUGAGACUCUCGGAGAUCUGGAUUGGUGGAGAACGGCGACUUUUUAUCAAAUCUACCCGAGAUCUUUCAAAGAUUCUAACGGUGAUGGAAUCGGAGAUCUCAAUGGUAUCACUGAGAAGCUGCCUUACCUGAAGUUCCUCGGCAUUCAAGCUAUUUGGAUUUCACCCAUCUUCAAAUCCCCCAUGAGAGACUUUGGCUACGACAUCUCGGACUUCUACGCCAUCGAGCCACUCUUCGGGCAGAUGGAGGACUUCGAGAGACUCCUGACAAUUGCCCAUGACAUGAAGCUGAAAAUCCUCUUGGACUUUGUGCCCAAUCACUCGAGUGAUCAGCAUCAGUGGUUCAUCGAUUCGGCCAAUGGUGUGGCUGAAUUCAAGGAUUAUUACAUUUGGCACCCAGGAAAACCAGAUCCUGACGAUCCCACCAAGAAACUUCCGCCCAGCAACUGGCGAAGUGUGAUUCGAGGAAGCGCCUGGACUUAUCAUGAAACCAGAGGUGAGUUCUACCUACAUCAGUUCCAUCCGCAGCAGCCCGAUCUCAACUACAGGAACCCAAAAGUGGUGCAGGAAAUGAAGAAAGUGCUGAAGUUUUGGCUGGACAAGGGCGUAGAUGGAUUUCGCGUUGACGCCAUUCCCAAUCUCUUCGAGGUCCUCCCGGAAAACGGCAUCUAUCCCGAUGAACCCUUGAGUCACUUAACCGACGACGAGGACAGCUUCGACUACCUCGAGCACAUCCACACAAUGGAUCUCCCGGAGACCGUUGAGAUGGUCUACGAGUGGCGAGAACUGAUGGACGAAUACACCAGGAAGGACGGAAACACAAGGGCCAUGCUCUCAGAAGCUGAUUCCCCAAUCGACAUCCUGAUGACUUACUAUGGAAAUGGCCAGAAGAAUGGAUCCCACAUCCCGUUCAACUUCAAAAUGCUGAUGAACCUCAACAAUGCCUCCAAUGCCAUUGACUUCCGUGAAAAGAUCCACUUGUGGCUGGACAAUUUGCCGGCAGGAUGCGAGGCUAAUUGGGUGAUGGGAAACCAUGACAGGGCGCGCAUUGGCUCGCGAUUCGGCGCAGACAGAAUAGAUCUCAUCAAUAUUCUCAUCAACACUCUUCCAGGGAUUAGCAUUACGUACUAUGGCGAAGAAAUCGGAAUGACGGACGUCUUUGUCUCCUGGGAUGAUUCUGUCGAUCCGGCAGCUUGCAAUUCUGAUCCUGAAACUUACCUGGAGUUCUCCAGAGAUCCUGCCCGCACCCCAUUCCAGUGGGAUGACUCCACGAGCGCUGGAUUCUCCACGAAUCCCAAGACUUGGCUUCCUGUGUCUCCUCUGUACAAGGACGUCAACGUUGGGAAGGAGAGAUCGGCGCAGAGGAGUCAUCUGAAAGUCUAUAAGCAGCUGCUGCGCCUCAGGACAACCCAAACGCUGAAGAGAGGAUCGAUUGAGACCAAGACUGAGGGCGAGAACGUCUUGAUCAUCACCAGAAGGCUUCCUGGUUUCGACACUUUCUUCACAAUCGUCAACAUUGGCUCUGAAAGAGAGGCUGUGGACGUUCGAGGACUCUUCUCAGGACGUCUGACCGUUCAAAUUGCUUCCGUGGCGUCCGAGAGACAAUCUGGGAAAACUUUGAGAAGUCCCACUCUUUGGCUGGAGCCUCACGAAGCCCUGAUUCUCAAAGGACAUCAUGAUUUUUUCUAAAAUAAAGUAUGAAAACUUAUGAGUAUUU
Phlebotomus argentipes is the source of this 1789-nucleotide messenger RNA. RefSeq names its product maltase A3-like. The transcript has 2 exons. The record is from RefSeq and is a predicted model, not a curated record. Gene Ontology annotation, biological process: carbohydrate metabolic process. NCBI's taxonomy places the organism in Eukaryota, Metazoa, Arthropoda, Insecta, Diptera, Psychodidae. Bases 34 to 1761 code for a protein of 575 amino acids.